Colletotrichum higginsianum IMI 349063 is the source of this 1800-nucleotide messenger RNA. Its product is annotated as Het domain-containing protein. Bases 1 to 1800 code for a protein of 599 amino acids. The record is from RefSeq and is a predicted model, not a curated record. The transcript has 2 exons. NCBI's taxonomy places the organism in Eukaryota, Fungi, Ascomycota, Sordariomycetes, Glomerellales, Glomerellaceae.
AUGGACUAUGAGAAUUCAAGUCCAACAUCUCAUUCGGCUAGAUACAAGCCUCUUGUCGACGCUGAUCUGGAGACUGAGCCAGGGGAGCUCAGAUGGGCUCUGAGAUGUGUGACGGUGGCCCCGGGACAUGGCUCCGAACCGGUUCGCUGUAAGCUGGUCGACUUCACCCUCGGCCGAGCCCAGCAAACGUACGAGGCACUUUCAUACACCUGGGGCGACCGGAUGGACCAAGCAACGAUCCAUCUGGACGACAAGCCCCUCGAUGUGACGAAGAACCUCGAAACAGCUCUGCGCUGUUUACGGAGACCGAGGGCGGAGCGAUUGCUAUGGGUCGACGCGAUUUGUGUUGACCAGAGCGACGUUGCCGAGGUCAACCUCCAGGUUCAGCGGAUGUGGGCGAUCUACCAAUACGCCUCGCGAGUCGUCGUCUUCUUAGGGGAAGAAAAAGCUGACAGCGUCCAGGCUGUCGCCUUGGUGGAAGCCAUAGCCAAAGACGUGAAGGUCGGCGACUACGACCGGAUUACGAGCAUGUUGAACGUCAUGAAAGCGAAGAGCUCGAGGCUGGCCCUUCAACGAUUGAUGAGGAGCCCCUGGUGGAGCAGAGCCUGGGUCGUGCAGGAGUUCUCCGUCGCCGCCGCCGUCGUCUUCGUCUGCGGGAGCGUCGAGAUGUCCUCGGAGGUGUUCGGAAAGGCGCUGGAGGUCCUCCUCGAUUACCGGUUCAACGCUGUCAUCCCGCCGCGACAAGAGUACUUCAUGAGGGAGAUCGCGGCGACGCCCAUCAGCCACCUCUGGACGGCACGGAAAGAAUACCAGGCGACGAAGCCGACACUGCCGAAGCGCGUUCCCCUGAGCCUGCUGUAUCGGUUCCGCGGGUUCGGAGCCUCGGACCCCAAGGACAAAGUGUUCAGCCUGUUCCACAUCAUGGGCGAGAUCGCAGCCCUGAGGCCCGACUACACGCGGUCGGUGCGAGAUCUCUUCAAGGAUAUCGUGCGGACCUCGAUCGAGCUCUCUGACGGUCUGCAAAUACUGUGCCAUCACAACAGGAUGGGGAAGAGCACCCUCGACCUACCGACGUGGUGCCCUGAUUGGUCCAUCAAAAGAGGUCAGAGAAUCCUCCUGUGGCAGAAUGGAUAUACUGCCGGCGGAGACAGCAAGCCUGUCGCCAGGUUUGAAGAGGACAAGCUAUGGCUACAAGGCAAGCUCUUGGACAGGAUUCAAUGGCUCGUGUCGUUUGAGCCAAAGGUAUUCAGGAACAAGGGCCUCCUCUUUGACCAGAUUAAAACCAUCGAGGCCAGGAUCGUCCAGCAGGGGAUCUCACAGCGGGGUGAGGGCGCAUCUUCCGUCCCCAGUCUCGAGUCGUUCCAUCGGACCAUCGUCGGGUCUCGAGUCCGGGAGAGAGGACCGCAGCACGGAGCCAUCGUGCUGGGUGAAUGCGACGCCGAGAUGUACUGGGACGCAUGGCACGAGCAGAUGAUUGCGGCCCCUCAUGAUGCACUGCACGGAAAGGCCAAGGUGUACAACGAUGCCAUCUACAGCGCGUUAGCGGGACGGUCGUUCUUCGCGACGGAGAAAGGGCACAUUGGCUUGGCCGAUAACCCGGCAGACGCGGGCGACGUCGUGGGGGUGUUUCCCGGCAGUCGUGUGUUAUUCUGUCUGCGAGAGACGACGUCCCGGCCCCCAAGAGCAGUUGGGGGGUCUGAGGAUCGGUUCGAGUUGAUCGGGGAAUGCUACCUGCAUGGCUUUAUGGACGGUGAAGCAGCCUCGGGCGAUGAGGACACGUCCAGUCUCUGUUUGAUAUGA